AACUGAUUCGGGACUUUUGAACGAAGUGCGCCAGACGAGGCGUCUACGACAUGCAAACCCUCGCUCAUCAGGUACCUUCCUCCUGUAAGAGAAACACCCAGCUAUCGAGAGACCUCUCAGCGCCGAGGUAACUGAAGCAUUGCCCGGCACCGUUGGCGCAAGUCUACCGGCCUCACCGUCCGACAUCGCUGUAAUCAAUCAGCUACUAAGAGACUGUCUUGAAAGUUUGCCUCAUAUGAUAAAGGGUCUAGUAACAACCACUGAGUUGCCAUAUCAUCAUCAUCAUCAGCGACACUGAACUGACAUCUCUCUUACACCAAGUUUACGUCGUUUUGAAUGUCCAGGGUUCUGACGGCACUUGCAACGAUCCUUCUCAUCUUGCGAUCCUGAACACAGACAGGGAAACACUGCUAUCAAAAAAUCACAUCCAGGAUGAUGCACGACGCGUCGAACAACUUCACAAAUGGCCCUGUGUUCACAGAUUCGCACGGUCGAUACUGUACACACGAUAGGUUGAAAAGGUAAGUUGCUAGCAGGGGUGGGGGCGUCUGCAGGGAAUGCUGGAGGUUGGGUGAUGUCGUAACAGGUACGCAUUGUUUUGCUACCUGGCAAGCAUAACGCGCUUGUGUGUCCCUUGUACACGAUACCUGACACUAGUCUUUCGAUUCCCGGUGUCGUAGCCGGCCUCGCUGCACACCCAAGGUCACGAUGCUUCACACCAAAUUCAAGUCCUCUCACCGCAUUACCUCAUACACGACUCGGACACCGAGUUCGCACCGGGAUUCCUCGACCAGAUCAUGCAGCGUUUCUCAUUUUAACGAUUUUCCCUGCGUUUUUUGCCUGAUCUUGUGAACAAGUUUAGAGGCUAGUCCAAACGCUGCAGAGCUAGUGUUCACGAAUAGCUUUUCUCGACUGCCUAAUAUUGCUCUAACCAGUGUCAAGAUGAAAUCGCCCUUUGAAAGCUGAGACAAGUCAGACUGCUGUUUAUUGAAUACGUCCAAGUCUCAAUGCCAGAUUUUCCUUUGUCUCACAAUUACGCGGACGACGAAUUGCUUCUUUCAUUUUAAUGACAUAUCGGUCAAUAACCAAUGGUUGGUUUGCCAUGGUCAUGUUAUGAACAUGAUAAAACCCAGUGACAAAGAAUACGACCAUCACAGGCAUGCCUGUCGCGUGCAGCUUGAUAAUGCUGGCCAUGUCGGGUCUUGGCAACAAGCAUGAGCAACUCUGUUCAGUUAAUAAUACUGCUUUCCGACAUACCGCCUCAUACUACGAAACACACUUGACAACAAUUUCCUAGGCCAGCUAACUGGUUAGAGGCCAUAUGCCUAAAUGGGUCAACAUUCGGCUCGUGACUCGAAGAGGCCGGUUUUCCAAGAUGAUAUGCAGGAUCCACGAGUCAAGCGAAAACGAGCCCCAGCCUGUUGAUUCAAGGGUCUUGAAUCAAGGCUGACACGACAUUGCUCAGACUGCGAACAAAGUGCUCGAUCCGCUCAGUUGUUCAAAGUUUUGAGCAUGACAGAAUCAACUUUUGAUAACCUGGCGGUUAUUGCAGUCCUGAUGAGGCGUGCCAAGAGAAUAGAAAAAGUAAGGUGGGGACAAAAGGAAACGAAGGCAAGCAAAAUUCGCCGAGAGUACAGGGUACUCUUGGGACGUUGGAGACAAUGGUCCGUGGAAAAAGGAAACGCUAUCGGAGAGUCGCCUGGGUUUAAUCAAAGCCGGACAUCGGCCCAGAGGAACUUCUUGGUCACGCACUCAGCUGUCCCUGAAAUGCAGGCACGCCUAUAAUCACAUUGACCAGCACCCAAUGCUAACACAGCAUCGUCUCGAGACGUUGUUCCAGGGUCCCUCAUCUUGUUGUCGACGCCAACCGUUCAAUGGCUCCCGCAAGCAUAGCGGGUGUUCCCACCAAAGCAGAUCUCAGUGGAGCAGGGUCCCUUGGAAACCCCUCAUCUUCCCGCCAUUGCAUCUGCUGAAGGACGAGGGUGGGAAGUUGAAGGCUUCGAUUCUGGCUCCAGAAGGUUAUGGUGGAGUCCUUCCCGUGAGGAGGCGGACUCCAUAGUUGGAGAAAACAUCGUCUUUUGAGCCGCUGACGCUCGCCUAUCAAGAACCCUCGCAUGUUGUAGCUAUUAGCUUAACAGCAACAAUGCGACAGCAUAUCGUCCGUCAUGAGGACUUUGUUAACCUAGCAUUUCUGGCUCACCUCUCGGAGUCGGGCACUCGGCCGCCAAAUCUGGCUGCCUAGAAACCCGAGUCCUUUCCGUGAUCGGACGAUGACCAUCCAAUUCGAAACAAAGAAGGAACCUUGGAGAAGACCAUAGGGAGCGGGAACACCGAGAGACAAGCAGGCAUCAUUCCCGGGAAACAACAAGAGAGAACGACUGUGCUGUUACGCUAGCUCGUUGAGGUUUGGAGGAAUCUUGAGCCCAUGUCCCUGAGGUUGAGAGCUACCCUACCCUUGCCUCGGUGGCGUCGCGCUUUAGGCAAUGAAUGGGCGCGGAUGCCAGACAUGUGUCAAGGCCGGAGCAUUGUGGAAAACACAACUGCCAGAUCGUUGUCAAAAGGGUCACACACCUUUCCUGUUAUCAAUCUCGUUGAUACAUAAAAUCAUUGUCGUGUUGAAAGUGCAAGAAUUAUUGGCAAUUAUUGCGCAAUUCAUAUCAAACUCGUUGCAGGGCCAGUUAUCACUCCAGACUCGUAAACAGUACUGGGCACGGCCUUGUCUCACAGAACGCUUAUCCCUCGCUGUCAUGACUGGUGAUGACGUCCAUUUUCUUUCUCACUUUUUUUUUUUCCGAAACUUCACCGACUCGAAAUAUCACACAUGCCCCCGUUCUGGGCUUUGCUGUCCGAGAACAGUAUCGUGUACUCCACUCUGCUCAACUCCUGGUCUAACGUUAUUACUGGAGUCUCAACACUUUAUUUUGUGUUCAAGAAUUAACUGUGCUCUAACAUCAGACUAUUGAUAACAGUUCAGCCUCCUCUUGAGAAAAAUGUUAAGAGUGUACAGGCUGACGAGGCACUGCUACACUGCAGCUGAUGGUUGACAAAUGGUAUAGUCAAUAUCAAAUCAUAAAACGGUUUGUGCAUUUAUUCCCGUGGUUAUUAAUCAGGUUAAAGCGGGUGUCGUCGGCAGCAAUGUUAAGAUGUCAUCACGGGCCUAAGCAAAGGUCGCUAACGGGGGCUUAAUCUGGUAGGGAAUGGAUAAGUUAAUGCUCGCCUUUCUCAGCUUAAGUCCGGAAGAGGCACACCUUGAUGGAAAAUCCCUGUUCAGAUAUCGGAACUGCUUCAUUGGGAUACCCGAUAGCUUCUUAGUCGCUGACAUGCACGGCCAGGAUUCCCAAUGCUUCGGACAUUUGAAGAAGGAAUGGAGACAAUCUCUGAUGAUUGAGCUUCACUUUCGAAACAAUCGCGCAGCUUAGUGAAUACAGGGGCUAGCAACUUGAUUGAAAUGGCUGUUUGGGAUCGCCGAUAUUAUCUCCUUGAGUGUGAUUCAAGCCAGCCAAGCACAUCUCAUGUACACUCACACUCAGACGUACACACACACACUCAAAGCUUCAAUGCACCACACCAAUCCAGUGCCAUGUUCGGCAAUCGUUGGAGAAGCGGGACUGGUGGAGGCAUAAACUGCCGCUGAUGGUGCCGUACAGAGGAUGUUGAGCCUCAACGCACCAAGCUUCUUCUACGGGGUCCCUUCCCGCUUCAUGAGGAGCUUGAAGACCCGUAAGAAGCCACAACGAUCUGGACACACAAUAUAAGGCAAUGCACGUCGUGAUGGCUUCAUCUCGACACCACAAGUCGACAGCAAGUCGCCAACCUUGUUGUGCAUGUAACUCAUUCGACUCCCUGCAAUCUACUCAACGCUUUCCUCUUCCAACAAGGACGGCCCAUCACCG
Fusarium odoratissimum NRRL 54006 is the source of this 3893-nucleotide messenger RNA. RefSeq lists its product as uncharacterized. The transcript has 2 exons. The coding region runs from base 2484 to 2963 and encodes 159 amino acids. Lineage: Eukaryota; Fungi; Ascomycota; Sordariomycetes; Hypocreales; Nectriaceae. The record is from RefSeq and is a predicted model, not a curated record.